This is a messenger RNA of Neltuma alba, 1430 nucleotides long. RefSeq names its product ubiquitin fusion degradation protein 1 homolog. The coding region runs from base 146 to 1102 and encodes 318 amino acids. Lineage: Eukaryota; Viridiplantae; Streptophyta; Magnoliopsida; Fabales; Fabaceae. Gene Ontology annotation, cellular component: VCP-NPL4-UFD1 AAA ATPase complex. The record is from RefSeq and is a predicted model, not a curated record. Gene Ontology annotation, molecular function: polyubiquitin modification-dependent protein binding. The transcript has 10 exons. Gene Ontology annotation, biological process: ERAD pathway; ubiquitin-dependent protein catabolic process.
GACUGCUACGGGGCAACAAAUACAGACGCAAUCCAAUUCUGUCCCUUCCCAGAUCAAACAUCACAACUUCCCCCUCCAAAUUCCAAAUUUGGGGGUGCUUGGACGCUUGAUCAACUGCUGUGAAAGUAUCUCUAUAUAAUUAAAGAUGUUUUUUGAGGGAUAUGGUUAUCAUGGGACAUCGUUUGAGCAGACAUAUCGAUGUUACCCUGCAUCUUUCAUCGAAAAGCCCCAAAUUGAGAGUGGUGACAAAAUUAUAAUGCCUCCUUCAGCCCUUGACCGUCUAGCAUCUUUGCAUAUUGAUUAUCCAAUGUUGUUUGAACUUCGGAAUGAUGCUGCUGAGCGAGUUUCUCAUUGUGGGGUUUUGGAAUUCAUUGCAGAGGAAGGCAUGAUUUAUAUGCCAUACUGGAUGAUGGAGAACAUGCUUUUACAAGAGGGAGACAUUGUUAGAGUGAAGAAUGUGACACUUCCAAAGGGUACAUAUGUUAAGUUACAACCCCACACGAAGGAUUUCUUGGAUAUUUCCAAUCCGAAAGCUAUCCUGGAGACAACUUUGAGAAAUUUUUCCUGCUUGACUGCUGGAGAUAGCAUCAUGGUGGCAUACAACAACAAAAAAUAUUACAUAGAUAUUAUAGAAACCAAGCCUGCCGAUGCAAUAAGCAUCAUUGAGACAGACUGUGAGGUUGACUUUGCUCCUCCCUUGGAUUACAAGGAACCUGAGAAGCCCACUGCACCACGUUCUGCAAGCAAGGCAUCAGACAAAGUUGAGGAUGCCCCGGCUGAAACCGAGCCUAAAUUCAACCCAUUUACUGGAACUGGGAGACGCUUGGAUGGAAAACCCUCAAAGAAUCCACUUUCUUCAGACUCUUCUUCGGGUUCUAAGGAUGGGAGACCUGAGGUUCGAACUGGAAGUCCACUGGCUUCUGCAGCGUCUAGUUCCCAGAGCAAUGCUGGUCAAUCUCAGAAGAAGCUUGUGUUUGGGUCAAAUGCCAACCGAUCUAAAGACACUGGAAAGGAAAAAGAGGCGAAACAGGAGCCAUCUCAACAGAAAGAAGAACCAAAAUUUCAGCCUUUUACGGGGAAAAAGUAUUCCCUCCGAGGCUGAUGAAUAUAUAUGAUAUGAAUUUAACAUUUUACAGUCAUUUAUUUCAUUGGAUGCUGUGGGGAGCAAAGGAUAUAGCAGAACUAUUUAUUGUUUCUUGUGUAAUUAAUUAAAGGAUAGGACCUUAGGAUGCCACAAGAGACUUAGAAGCUGGCCUGCUUGUGAAACGCUUGACGAGUCUUUAAGCUAAGCUUUAAAGAAUGGUUCAUGUUGUGUUGGGUCGCACUAAGCUGCCCACUGCUGCUUUUCUCACAUUGAUUGGUGAGAGGUGAAGAUUGCGUUUCCGCUCUCAAAUGUCGUGAAGACUGGGAACUUUGGCAACUCCCUACAA